Penicillium samsonianum is the source of this 1854-nucleotide messenger RNA. RefSeq names its product tetratricopeptide repeat protein. The transcript is spliced from 2 exons. Bases 1 to 1854 code for a protein of 617 amino acids. The record is from RefSeq and is a predicted model, not a curated record. Gene Ontology annotation, cellular component: kinesin complex. NCBI's taxonomy places the organism in Eukaryota, Fungi, Ascomycota, Eurotiomycetes, Eurotiales, Aspergillaceae. Gene Ontology annotation, molecular function: protein binding.
AUGAACACACCACCGAAGGAAGACAUGAAACCCUUGGUCAACACCGCAUCAGUUGACCCCUUGAAAAUUUAUGAGAAGGCCCUCGGUUCACAUGGCAUCUCGACUCUUAAUACGGUCAACAAUCUCGGGAGUCUCUACUCUAAUCAAGGGAAGCUGAGGGAGGCAGAGCAGCUGUACCAGCGAGCACUGGCGGGUUAUGAACAGUCCAUCGGUCCAGAUCACACCUCGACUCUUAAUACGGUCACCAACCUUGGUCUUCUCUACAAAAGUCAGGGGAAGCUGAAGGAGGCAGAGGAGCUGUACCAGCGAGCGCUGGCAGGUUAUGAGAAGGCCCUCGGUCCAGAUCACACCUCGACUCUUCAUACGGUCAACAACCUUGGGAAUCUCUACUAUGAUCAAGGGAUGCUGAGCGAGGCAGAGGAGAUAUACCAGCGAGCACUGGCGGGUUAUGAACAGUCCCUCGGUCCACAUCACACCUCGACUCUUAAUACGGUCAACAAUCUUGGGAAUCUCUACAAAAAUCAGGGGAAGCUGAAGGAGGCAGAGGAGAUGUACCAGCGAGCAUUGGCAGGCAAGGAGAAGGCCCUCGGUCAACAUCACACGUCCACUCUCGGUAUUGUCAACAACCUUGGUCUUCUCUACUAUGAUCAAGGGAUGCUGAACGAGGCAGAGGAGAUGUACCAGCGAGCACUGGCAGGUUAUGAACAGUCCCUCGGUCCAGAUCACACGUCGACUCUUAAUACGGUCAACAAUCUUGGGAAUCUCUACAAAAAUCAGGGGAAGCUGAAGGAGGCAGAGGAGAUGUACCAGCGAGCAUUGGCAGGCAAGGAGAAGGCCCUCGGUCAACAUCACACGUCCACUCUCGGUAUUGUCAACAACCUUGGUCUUCUCUACUAUGAUCAAGGGAUGCUGAACGAGGCAGAGGAGAUGUACCAGCGAGCACUGGCAGGUUAUGAACAGUCCCUCGGUCCAGAUCACACGUCGACUCUUAAUACGGUCAACAACCUUGGUCUUCUCUAUAAAAGUCAGGGGAAGCUGAAGGAGGCAGAGGAGAUGUAUCAGCGAGCAUUGGCAGGCAAGGAGAAGGCCCUCGGUCAACAUCACACGUCGACUCUCGGUAUAGUCAACAACCUUGGGAUUCUCUACUAUGAUCAAGGGAAGCUGAGGGAGGCAGAGGAGAUGUACCAGCGAGCAUUGGCAGGCAAGGAGAAGGCCCUCGGUCUACAUCACACGUCGACUCUCGGUAUAGUCAACAACCUUGGGAUUCUCUACUAUGAUCAAGGGAAACUGAGGGAGGCAGAGGAGCUGUUCCAGCAAGCACUGGCAGGUUAUGAGCAGUCCCUCGGUCCAGAUCAAACGUCGACUCUUAAUACGGUCAACAACCUUGGUCUUCUCUAUAAAAGUCAGGGGAAGCUGAAGGAGGCAGAGGAGAUGUAUCAGCGAGCACUGGCAGGCAAGGAGAAGGCCCUCGGUCAACAUCACACCUCAACUCUUAAUACGGUCAACAACCUUGGUCUUCUCUACUAUGAUCAAGGGAUGCUGAAGGAGGCAGAGGAGAUGUACCAGCGAGCGCUGGCAGGUUAUGAGAAGGCCCUCGGUCCACACCACACGUCGACUCUUAACCAGCGAGCACUGGCAGGCAAGGAGAAGGCCCUAGGUCCGGAUCAUACGUCUACUCUCGAUAUGGUCAACAACCUCGGGAAUCUCUACUUUAAUCAGGGCAAGCUGAAGGAGGCAGAAGACAUGUACCAGCGAGCACUGGCAGGCUAUGAGCAGACUCUGGGUUCAAAUCACGAUCGUACUCGCCGAGUUACACAGAGGUUGAACGCAUUAAGCAUUGCAGACGGACAAUAG